AUGAAUGGCGGGAGGGCGGGCGGCCCCGGCGGGGAGGGGGGUGUCCUCCGGGGCGCGCCCCCGCCCCUCCCCCCACGCCCGGCCGCGCCCUCCCGAGACUUUUUCCCGCCCGGGGUCGGGGGUGCGGCGGGGCAGAGGUCGGGAGGCGGCGGGCGGGGAGCGCCGCCACGUGCCCGCGCGCCGGCCCCGCCCGAGCGGCCCGGUGACUCAGGCGCGCGACUGUCGAGGNCGGGCGGGGAGCGCCGCCACGUGCCCGCGCGCCGGCCCCGCCCGAGCGGCCCGGUGACUCAGGCGCGCGACUGUCGAGGAACGGGCUGGGGGGGGGGGGCGUCGGUGCCGGGGGCUCGCGGCGGCCGCGCGCCCCAGGCCGGGCAGGACCAGCGGCCGCCCCUCCCCCGGCGCCGGAAGCGGCCCAGCCCCUCGGCGGCCGGCGCGCGCGGGGCCGCCCAGCCUGAGCCGCCGCGGGGCCCUGCCCAUCGCCCAGCGCGGGGCGCGCCCGCCGCACUCAAGUUCUCAGGCGAACUUUUACCGAAAAUUAGGAAAAAACCCAAGGGGCCCAAACGGAGAGGGACUUUCCCCUCAUUGAAAAAGUUGCAAGGCUGGGGGCCUCCCGGUACUCUUCCGCCCUGA
Molecule: messenger RNA, 630 nt
Organism: Hyaena hyaena (striped hyena)
Lineage: Eukaryota; Metazoa; Chordata; Mammalia; Carnivora; Hyaenidae
Product: collagen alpha-1(III) chain-like
Exons: 1
Coding region: 1-630 (209 amino acids)
Source: RefSeq, a predicted model, not a curated record